CUUAUUGAGGAACUAAAAUCGUCUAGUUCUUCAUGUAGUACCGCAUCUCAAACUGAAUAUAUCAUGAGUCCAGGUAAUUUUACUGAUUUAUACAAUGCAAUUAUUAAGGCUGAGGAGCAAAUUGGAAGCACAAAUCAAGAAGUUAUUAGAGCAUAUUUUUUGUUUGGAAAGAAGCUUAAAGAGAAGUUGGCAGAAUAUAUAAAAACUAAUAAAGAGUGUAAAGCCCAGAGAUUGCUUAUCAAAGAAGUGUCAGUGCAACUAUCAUUUGAUCUAUCGAAGAAUGCAGUAGAAAAAAGAAUAGAAAGAGUGAGAAAAAUUUAUGAUCUGUUUACUACAAUUGGUGAGGAUAAAAUAGAAAAGGUUAAGUCGUAUUCAGCAUUGCGAAUCUCCAAGUUAAACUGGGAUGAGAUUGAUGUUAUAGUAGAGAAAUUCGAAUUCUAG
Molecule: messenger RNA, 441 nt
Organism: Ambispora gerdemannii
Lineage: Eukaryota; Fungi; Glomeromycota; Glomeromycetes; Archaeosporales; Ambisporaceae
Source: the annotation of a GenBank genome assembly